AUGUCAGCAUCCUCACUGAGAACACCAACAACAACAACAACUGUUCCUCCAACUACACCUGGCUACACCAGUACUUCCACAACAGAAGAAACCACUUCAACAACAGUAUACACCACGACAGCACCGUCAACGUCCAGCUCCACACCUGAACAAACCUCCACAACAAUCUCACCAACAACGACUGGCUCAACCACUGGCUCCACAACUGAAACCACAACAACAUCAGUGAUGACCACCACAGCCAGUUCUACUGUCAGCUCCACAACUGGAAAAUUAACUACUACAACAGGGACAAGUCCGACAACUGAGACGACUAGCAGCUCCACAGCCAGAACAACAACAACUGUUCCUCCAACUACACCUGGCUACACCAGUACUUCCACAACAGCAAUAACUACAACUGUUCCUCCAACUACACCUGGCUACACCAGUACUUCCACACCAGAAGAAACCACUUCAAUAACAGUAUACACCACGACAGCACCGUCAACGUCCAGCUCCACACCUGAAAAGACCUCCACAACAGUCUCACCAAUAAUUACUGGCUCAACCACUGGCUCCACAACUG
Messenger RNA from Chiloscyllium plagiosum (whitespotted bambooshark), 568 nucleotides. The record is from RefSeq and is a predicted model, not a curated record. Lineage: Eukaryota; Metazoa; Chordata; Chondrichthyes; Orectolobiformes; Hemiscylliidae.